Messenger RNA from Vitis vinifera (wine grape), 2114 nucleotides. RefSeq names its product abscisic acid 8'-hydroxylase 2. NCBI's taxonomy places the organism in Eukaryota, Viridiplantae, Streptophyta, Magnoliopsida, Vitales, Vitaceae. Gene Ontology annotation, molecular function: oxidoreductase activity, acting on paired donors, with incorporation or reduction of molecular oxygen; iron ion binding; monooxygenase activity. Bases 232 to 1698 code for a protein of 488 amino acids. The transcript has 8 exons. The record is from RefSeq and is a predicted model, not a curated record. Gene Ontology annotation, biological process: sterol metabolic process.
GAGUGAGGUGGCCGUGGGGGAUUACGGGGUUAGGGUUAAACCACUCACACUGAAGCAAGCUCAUGACGUCUGUCUCAAGCUCGAAAUCCCAACCCACACCUUCUCCCCCAUCUCUCUCUCUAUAUAUAUAUAAACACAAACACACUCCACCAUUUCGCCUUCACCAGUCAUCACAAGUCCCUACUCUUUCUAACAAGUCUCUGCCAACUCUCUCUUAUUCUGUCUGCAACCAUGCACUACUUCUUCUUCUCUCCUUUGUCGGCUUCUUUUCUUUUCUUUCUUCUUCUUCUUCUCCUUCUUCUUCUGGGAACAGCUGUUGUAUUCUUUUCUCUGUUGCCCUUUCGGUUUCUCCAAUGGCGCCAUCACCAACACAAACGUCUGCCACUGCCACCUGGUUCAAUGGGCUGGCCUUAUAUCGGGGAGACGCUCAAGCUCUAUACUGAGAACCCAAAUUCCUUUUUCUCCAACAGGCAAAAACGACAUGGAGAUGUUUUCAAGACCAGCAUACUGGGAUGUCCUUGUGUGAUGGUUUCAAGCCCGGAAGCUAUUAAGGUUGUGCUAGUGACUCGAGCUCAUCUCUUUAAGCCAACCUAUCCAUCAAGCAAAGAGAGAAUGAUAGGGCCAGAGGCUAUCUUCUUUCAUGAAGGGCCCUAUCAUUCAAGGCUCAAGAAAUUGGUCCAGGCCUCUUUUCUCCCCUCUGCAAUUAGAGGAUCGGUCUCAGCGAUAGAGCAGAUUGUUCUCAAAUUUCUUCCUACCUGGAACAACGGUGUCGUUAACACUCUGCAAGAGAUGAAAAAAUAUACUUUUGAUGUGGCCAUCCUUUCGGCAUUCGGGCACAAACUCGACUUAGAGAUGGAGGGAAUCAAACAUCUGUAUCGGAGUCUUGAGAAGGGCUAUAAUUCCAUGCCUAUAAAUCUUCCAGGAACUCCCUUCCGCAGAGCCAUGAAGGCGAGGCAGCUUCUCAACGAGACUUUCAGGAGAUUGAUAGCAAAGAGAAGGGGAAGUAGUAAACAAGGAGGUGGAUUGCUGGGAAUUCUUCUGGGAGCUAAGGACCAGCAUCUGAAUCACCUGAGCGAUUCUCAAAUUGCUGAUAACAUCAUCGGAGUCAUCUUUGCUGCUCAUGAUACCACUGCAAGUGUUCUCACAUGGCUUCUCAAGUACCUACAUGAUAAUAGAGAUCUCCUCGAAGCCGUUACCAGGGAACAAGAAGGCAUUAAAGCCAGCAUAUCAGAAGCAAAUCGAGGCCUUACGUGGGAUGAUACUCGGCGCAUGCCGCUGACCGGCCGGGUGAUUCAGGAGACUUUAAGAACGGCAAGCAUUCUCUCCUUCACAUUCAGAGAAGCAGUCGAAGACGUAGAAUUUGAAGGGUACUACAUCCCCAAAGGCUGGAAGGUUCUUCCACUAUUCAGAAGCAUCCAUUACUGUGCUGAUUUCUUCCCUCAACCCGAAAAGUUUGACCCUUCGAGAUUCGAGGUGCCACCAAAACCCAACACGUUCUUGCCAUUUGGGAAUGGCGUGCAUGCCUGUCCAGGCAGUGAGCUAGCCAAGCUUGAGAUGUUCGUCCUCCUCCACCACCUCACCACCUCCUACAGGUGGAAGGUGGUGGGAGGUGAAGAUGGCAUACAAUACGUCCCAUUUCCGGUGCCCCAGCGCGGCCUGCCAAUAGAGGUGACCCCAAGAAAAGCAAACGCAGAAUAAUCAAAGAGCUUUUGCGGAUCUCCGCGACUCAUAGAAGGGUUUUGCUGAGGUUAGAAGCAAUGCAACCCAUCUUACUUUUCCCUUUUUACACUUUAGUUGUAGAGUAGUUGUGAGGGAUCCUUGCAUGGCAAGCUUUUAGAAUGUUAUGUUGUAGUCAAAUACUAAGAAAGAGUAGAUGUUUAAAUUUAUUUGCAUGUGAGAAGAGGUUAGUCGAUGAAGUAGUUGUGCUUAUUACUGGAUCUCAGUUGAUUCUUGGGCGCACUCAUAUGUAAGGAAUGAAGAGUGCUCUCUAUGGUUACACGUUGAGCAAAGUCCCAGCACAAUUUAGACCAGAGGUUCAAACAAUAAGGGUUUGUCUUUUGUGUAUGGAGCUGCUAAGGUUUAAUGUAUUUUUUUCUUAGCCUUUUCUACCUAAA